UAUCAUAGCAAAAUUAUCAUAAUCAAUCUUCCAAAUUUUCCCAAAAAUGUCUCCACCUCAAUCUCCAAAUUCCACCAUGACUGAAUCUAGAGAUCAAGUUCGUCCUUUGGCACCUGCAUCUCACCGUAUACACGUAGAAAACGACGAACAAGGCAUUAAUUCCACGUUCAUGUCCAGCAUGGAGUUAUCCAAAAAACGACGUCGUAAAAGGUGCAUUAAUUGCUGUAGUUGUUGUGGAGUUACAACAAUAAUCAUAGUUGUAAUCAUCAUAAUUCUUGCAUUCACCGUUUUUAAAGCAAAAGAUCCUACUAUAAGGAUGAAUUCAAUCAAAUUCACAGGCUUGAGUUCUCUUACUAGUAGUUCAAACCUUCAAACAAACGUCAACAUAACAGUCUCUGCAGAUCUUUCUAUUAAAAACCCUAAUGCGGUCUCGUUGAAGUUUAGCAGCGCAACCACUAGUUUGAUGUACGAUGAUAGAGUCAUCGCAGAAGCGUUUACGCCACCGGGCAAUGCUAAGGCCCGACGGACUUUUCAAAUGACCGUGAACGUCACGGUCAUGGUUGAAAAAUUAGUGGGAAUUCCGCGACUAGCGAGUGAUUUGGUGGCAAGAGAAUUGCCUUUGAGUAUGUCAACAAGUAUUAAGGGAAGAGUCAAGAUUUUGGUGAUUAAAAAGAGUGUUGGCAUAAGAAUGAAUUGUAGUAUGGUAGUUGAUUUACAAACGCAAGAAGUUAAGAAUAUGGAUUGCAAAAGAAAAGUUUCUCUAUAGUUUUGAAAAGAUGUGAUCUUUUCCCCCUUUUAAACAUAUACACUAUAUAUUACACAGAGGCCGAGUCAGGAUUUCAAGCUUAUGGGUUCGAGAUUCUAAUCGUUUUAAGUUAGUGGCUUCAAGAUAAAUAUAGGAUUCGAAUUAAAACUAUCGGGUUCGACCGAAUCUGCUCCCGGCACUCUAGCUCCACCCCUGAUAGUAGAAAUUAGAGUUACUGGGAGUCGAACUUGUGGUGUUACAGUUUGAAUUGUGACAUCUUGAUCGUUGAACAAUUUCAGAUAUUCGAGUUUAGUAGUUAUAGCUAGUUAUAAGCUAUAUGGUAGUAUACCAGUUGAGAUUUUAGUCGAGUGAUGUGUAAAGAUUUUAAUUACAUUGUUCAAUAUUUUAUUAAUUUAUUUGAAAAUUUUGUGUGAUUAAUGAGUAAAGUUUGAAAUAUGAUUGAGCAUUUA
Molecule: messenger RNA, 1215 nt
Organism: Nicotiana attenuata
Lineage: Eukaryota; Viridiplantae; Streptophyta; Magnoliopsida; Solanales; Solanaceae
Exons: 1
Coding region: 47-766 (239 amino acids)
Source: RefSeq, a predicted model, not a curated record